AUGCGGCAAGAAGUUUUGUUGAAAAGUGAGCCAGGGGAUCAGUAUGCAAAGGAGGUGAUCGUUGGCGUGGAUAGGUUUUGGGAGAGUUCAUCAACUCAUCCAUUUUGGACUGAAUAUUCAUUCAGUUCUCAGNUAAUUCUACUGGGUCGAGGUCGUGCCGGUAAGACAUCAUUGAUCAAUGCGUUUGCGAAUUAUUUGUACAAUGUGACUGAAGAAGAUGAAUUCCGCUACACACUUCUGCCGGACAAGAUGAUUACAGCGAGAAAAUCUGCGCGUUCACCAAAAUGUCUAAAGGCAUGCAGAGCUUAUGAACGAACCAAACAAUUGACAUGUUAUGUGUUCAACAACACAGUUCUGAGUUAUCCGAUCGCUUUCGUUGAUACUCCACCUAUUGACAGUGAUACAGGUGGUUCAUAUUCGACAGACUGGUCACAGUAUGAUACAUUCGAACAAAUCAGACGUUGGUUCCGUGAGGGAUACUAUUGCCCUAUUGAAGACCUCGAAGUGAAUUUACAAAUAAAAUAUUCACAAGAAAAGCAGCGAUUUCGAAGAGGUACAUUUCAACAAGCGAUCAAUCUUGAGGUUUGGUUAGUGAUACCGUCAUUCGACUCACACAUGCGCAAAAUCAUUUGGCAUACUGUAAAUACAGUCAUGCGUGAAAUCGAAUGUCCCGUAGUACGCCUGGUGCCUAUCGUAAGUUUUGCUAAAAACACAGAACCGAGUCGCGCUCUGAAAUCACUUGCACAAGUUGGAUAUGAUGGCUUGAUUGAAGGCGAAAAUUUCUAUAGUUUCAAUUCGUCCGCAAUUCUGAGCGCAACCGAUGGAAUGGUUGACAAAGACGCACUCAGUUUCGCUGAAAAUUACGCUCACAUGAAACUGAUUUUGAAUAAUUUGCAGAAAAAAUUUCAAUGGAUGACUCUACACGAUGGCUCGGCGAUUACAACUGUCAUGCAAGUUUAUCUGAACAGAGAGGGCGGUGAUAAAACGCGUCUGUAUGGAACUGACAGUUUCCGAUCGGGACAAUACGAACCUGAUAUUAGUGCGGAUAGUGGCAGGGACGUAAAUUAUACCGUCUCACUUAAAGCAACACCAAUGGCUUCGAAAGUACACCUUCAACAGCAUUCCUAUUCCACUACAUCGCACAUUUCGUCCCAAAUCUCGAAAUCACAACAACAAAGGGCAACUGUAAAUGAGUUUGAUCAAAAUCAGGAGUCAUCAACAUAUGAUCGCUCGUCAACGCAAAGUAGCUCAACAGUGUGCGAUUACUCUGAAAAUGAUACUGCUGAUCAGAAACAAAUAAAGUGCUCAAGACGCGAAACAGGUAGAGAAUAUGAGAUCAUUCGGAUACGACGACGAAAGGUCAAGGAUGAAAGUACUCAAACGACAAUAGCGAUAAGCCCUCAUUCGUUUAUCGCAUCGCAACCAGAAUAUCUCGCCUCAGAUCUGGAAUUUCAACCGACACCUACCGAUACGUCUUCAAAUGGAACGAACAAAAGACCUAAUUUGGAAUCAUUUACAGCAGAAAACCUUGUGCGAGGAACACUAGUUUAA
Messenger RNA from Anisakis simplex (herring worm), 1551 nucleotides. The record is from the annotation of a GenBank genome assembly. NCBI's taxonomy places the organism in Eukaryota, Metazoa, Nematoda, Chromadorea, Rhabditida, Anisakidae.